Hippoglossus stenolepis (Pacific halibut) is the source of this 3815-nucleotide messenger RNA. It is a transcript of the gene mymk, whose product is annotated as myomaker, myoblast fusion factor. The coding region runs from base 436 to 1293 and encodes 285 amino acids. The record is from RefSeq and is a predicted model, not a curated record. The transcript is spliced from 6 exons. Lineage: Eukaryota; Metazoa; Chordata; Actinopteri; Pleuronectiformes; Pleuronectidae. Gene Ontology annotation, cellular component: plasma membrane.
UUGAGUAAUUGCAUCUUCUGUUAAUUGCUUUGAGCAGGGUAAUUAUCAUGUAGAUAUUUUAUUGUGCAUGUGACACAGUGCACGUCGGCCCUGGUCCUGCCCGGAGCCCCUCCCAUGGUCAAACAGCUGAUGAGCGAUGACGCUGCACAUCCAGGCCCCUGAGGACCUGACAGCCUGGAGGGACAUUUAAAGUUUAAAGGGCCCCAGUGGACAGCUGGGUGUGUCCGUGCAGCGUGGGAGUGUGCACGAGUACUUGUGUGCAGUUUGAUGAAUCCUGAAGCUCAGAGUGUCGCACACCGUGAGGACUGAGGGACCUGAGGACAUUUACACAGCUCAAACGUCUUCUCCUUCAGAUCUGAAUCCUGCAGGACGUCUUCUCCUCCAGCGGAGUUUGUGUUGACGUUGUGUUGACGUUGUGUUUGUCGUUCCUCCACCAUGGGAGCGUUCAUCGCCAAGAUGCUGCUGCCCACAGUCAGCAGCCUGGUGUUCCUCCCUGCAGCCAGCGUCGCCGCCAAGAGGGGCUUCCACAUGGAGGCCAUGGUCUACUUCUUCACCAUGUUCUUCACCGCGAUCUAUCACGCGUGUGACGGACCGGGUCUCUCCAUCCUCUGCUUCAUGAGAUACGACGUCCUGGAAUACUUCAGUGUUUACGCCACGGCCCUCUCCAUGUGGGUCACACUGAUAGCUCUGGGCGACUUUGACGAGCCUCAGCGCUCCAGCAUCACCAUGUUCGGGGUGCUGACCAUCGCCGUGAGGAUCUACCAGGAUCGCUGGGGCUACGGGAUCUACUCCGGACCCAUCGGAUCGGCCGUCUUCAUCAUCACUGUCAAAUGGCUGCAGAAGAUGAAGCAGCUGAGGGCCGUGUACCCGGACAAGAAGGUGUACACGCAGCAGGUCGGUCCAGGCUGCUGCUUCGGCGCCCUCGCUCUCAUGUUACGUUUCUACUUUGAGGAGUGGGACUACGCCUACGUCCACAGCUUCUACCAUCUGUCUCUGGCUGUGUCCUUCGUCCUGCUGCUGCCGAAGAAGAACCGCUACGCAGGGACGGAGCGAAACGCUGCCAAACUCAGCUGCUUCACGUUGUGCUGCUGCUCCAUGUCCCCGGGCACAGUCAAAGACAAGACGGACAAGCCCAAGAAGAAGAAGUCUCGCUCCGUGUGGACGGUCCCCACUGAGAAGCUGUGGACACGAGGCUGCAGCACCCCCACCCUGCCUCUCUUCACCCCCCCGCCCUCCUCGCCUGUCAAAGGCACCAGCAUCAGCAAACUCAAAGAGAUGAACGGCUGGAAGUGAAGCCGAAGACUCCGAGCGCAGGAGGACUUCAUCCCGAGGAGCGGGCGUGGACGACGCUGGGAAAAUCACCAAAGAACUGUCGGCCAAACGCUGAUAAACUUGUACGUGGCUGGUAAGUUAAUCUACUUCAGCAGGAAACCAACCAUCAUGUGGACGUUCCUCUCCACUCCAAAGAAUCCUUUUGGCCAGUAGAAUAUUUAAGGUCAGCAGCGACUUCAGGAAUCCAGCCGCCACCGUAGCCAGUCGCUGAGGAAACGUCACAUCAGUGCCCUGAUGUGGUCGUUACAUUUUUAGGGCACGAGCUAAAAGGCGAGUCGGGCCCCUGAAGGCCCUGGAGACCCGAUAAGACGACAGCUGUGAGGAGGCCGCGCGCUGCGAUCGAACGCACACACAGCACGAACAGCGAGACGGUGGCUGAGACGAGCCAGUAAAACUGACUGGAAGAUUUACGAGGAGAACAAACAGGCAGAUGGUUUAUCUCUCCAAGAUAUAUAAAUUAUCUUUAGAAAUGUUCCUCAGGGGACGGCCUUCGUCUGCUCGCCUCCGUCUGUCCACCCCUCCUCUCCGUCAGGAAAAGGAACCACGCGGUCCGACUCGUUUGUGAGAGUUACAAGACUGUAAAGCACAUUUUACCGUUUUUAUACGUCCUCGCGGUGCUAAAUGUGUCAUGAGGAGCAUCAGACGCUGGAGUGAGAGGAAGCAGCGGCCCAGACGUCGGUCUGCGACCAAACUGAAGCAUCCUGACGUGUUUCUGGAUCCACAGGUGGACUCGUCUGUCUCUAAUGUUCAGACUGUGUAACGUCUCUGCUGGAAACCUUCAUCACCAGGUUAUUUAUUGCAGGAUGUUGUAUAUUCAGUAUAAUGUGUGUUGUUUUUUAGCAAAUAAAAUGAAAUGUCGUGUUUCUGUUUGGAACUGGUCUCUGGAGAGUUCAGGGAGUUUUACAGCCUCGCUGGUCUGAUCCAUUCUCAUUUCAUGAACUUUGUAGAAACUGACCAUUGACAAAACCCCCGACUGGCACAUACUUCAAGGCCUCUUCAACUCUAAUCCCAAACUCUCGUAUCCUGUUCCACUCUCACUUCGGGACGACGUGGAGCUGUGCGUCCGCGCACGUCACCUGCCCGAACACGACCCAAAGACUACAAACGUCUUGUGCGUAUCUCAGACAAAACAGUGGUCGGCCAAAACGUGAAUGAACCUCCCUUCCACCAGGGAAUGUUUUGAGUCUGGGCCAAGCCGCCAGCUCCUGUGCCCAGAGAAAGGUGUUUUUGUCUGGGCUCGGAGACCCAGCUGGCCGGGCCACCGGCACCUCCCUGCUGGCUGCACCUCGCGGCCCUGACAGGACGGUAACUCGAGCCUUUUAUUGCACAAGUGUGAAACACUUCUCAGCUCCUUUACGACCGCUGUCUGUCCCACACCGCUCUGCUGAGGGGCUGAGGCCCACACACAUUCAGGACUGUGUUACUACGCUUGUGAAGACUCCACCGGCCUCAAACACUGAUUAGUAUCAGAACUGAAUCUGAAUCUUGACCCGAAAUUCAAGUUCUGACCUUAAAAAGGACCAGAAAACUGUCCUCAUGAAGGAGCCGCUGACCAGGACGCCACACGGUCCUCACAAACACACACACUCGUCUGAGGGCCUGGACCUGUCGUCCUGUCGUCCGCAGGUCGUAUCGGACGCAGACGUUGAUAGUGUCAACACAAUAAGUCUUGAUUGACAGUCCUCCGUGGUCGUCUGCACCCACAUUCCCCGGCGGCGUGGAAUUUCAUUGGGUAUCGAAAUUAAGUAAAGAAAUACAUCUGAACAAAUAAGAAAAGACUUCUAGACGAGAAGGAGGUUUCCUCUCGUGUUCCACGUGUGGCGGCUCGUUAGAAAAAGGUAAAGGAGGAAAAACUCCGUGUCAGUUUUCAUCAGAGUCAAUUAAGCAGCGGACUUCGUGGCGAGAAGCGACUGCGACAGACUCUGGUAUGUUUGGCAUGUUUGUGCUCUCGGGUUCUCUCGAUGGCGAGACAGCAGCGCCGGUGCCACAGGUCGUUUCUCUGAGGGCCGGCUGUUGCCACAGCUGUUGUUAAUGCUGCGAGGUCAGCUGACUCUCUGAGAACACGAGUUCAUCACAUCUUCACGAAGCGACCAUCAGGGGUCAGAGUUCACCGACAUGUGGACAGGUUAUUCGCCUCCUCGCUCACACUUUGAUUUGGAGGUUUAAAUAUGAGUGAGCGAGCAAAGAGCUUUACAGUAAAACUCCCAUUCACACUUUCAGCCUCUUCUACACACAACACUUCAACAGGGGCAGUUUGGGGUUCACUCUCUUGCCCAAGGACACUUCAGAAAUCAGGCUAGAGGAGCCGGGGAUCAAACCACAAACCUUCUGUUUAGUAGACGACCCGCUCUCCCUCCUGAGCACACUGAAGAGUGUGUGUGUGUGUGUGUGUGUGAACAGAAGAUUGACCUCUGACCUUCAUUAGGACACAAAUCAAACCACUCAGACAAUUUAAAUCAAUUUUAAAUCCUGAAUUUUUAUUU